AUACCGGUUUACGAUAUGGCUAAGCUCAUGGUCCACGCGAUACAGCGAAGGCGUCAGUCGGCGCCAUCUGCAGCUUUCUUCCUCAACAACGGCAAUCCUCUAUCCUCAACAUCUCAGCCAAACCUUUCUAAAGUUUUAGAGGCAGAAGGGAAGGAGGGAGAGGACCGCACGAAGGAUGUGGUGUAUGAGAAUAGGGAGUACAGAGACAGAGUUUCCCGUGCAUCUACUCCCCCCUUGCAGCGAGUAUCCCGUGCAUCCACUCCCCCCUUGCAGCGACAGUUCGAGGAACCACUUCAGGGUUUCCACGUUGUCAGGCCAAGCUCAUUUCAACCCAGAGAAAUAUCCACCACUCCUCCACGAAGCGUGCUGGUCCCCAAAGCCAGAACCCCUGUCUCUUCUCACCACCUGGAGAAGCUGAACUCUGUAGAGACCUUGCUUUGUGAGAUCAUGUCCCGACUUGACAACUUGGAGUGUUGUUCCAGAAGCAGUGUCAGACCCAACAAAGUCAGACAAACCAGAAGCAAGACAAAAGUGUCUCUGAAAAUAAGGAUAUUCCGGGAACAGCGUCAGAUCAGAAAACACUUGUCCAUGAUCGACAAAAGGACUUCUCUUCUUACAAAGAAAGUAGACAGACUCAACAGUCAGACACGAAUUGGAAAAGAAAGACCCCAACAGUUAGACGAAAUCCUGAAAUUUCUUCAAAUUGAGGAUUUCAGAGGUAUAUUGGAAAGAGAACAUGUAUCCAGGGACGACUUUUUCCUCCUAAACAAGCCAGAUCUCAAAGAGAUGGGUUUUCCACUUGGUGUCAGAAGAAGAAUUCUAAAUUACAUCCGAAACUGAAACUGCUGACCAGUCCACCUCCAACCUGGAAGUGUAACUGUAAAGCACAUAGUAAACAUUGCCGAUGGCUUCUGACAAGAUCAAGGGAAAAUGAAAUGAUAUAUGCUAUCAUCAGGAUCAGAGAUAACUAUUAAUUUUCAUUAGUGCAGAUGUAGGCUGAUAACGUUUUGAGAUAUUCAUCCGGGUUAUUGAAUCAUAUAAAGGAUGUAGCUGAGUAGAUUUCAUGCGGGUUAUUGAAUCAUAUGAUAGAUGUAGCUGAGUAGACUUCAUGCUAGGGGGAUUUGAAAGAAGCCUGUGAAGCAUGAUGUCAUGAUAAAUUAUGGUUAUGUGGAUUUGGUAUGUCGCAUGAGAAUUAUUGGAUCUGGUUGGAUUUUUCCAUUUGCGAUCGUGGUUUACGAAUUAACGAAAACAGUACUGUUUUUAAU
Messenger RNA from Bolinopsis microptera, 1265 nucleotides. RefSeq lists its product as uncharacterized. NCBI's taxonomy places the organism in Eukaryota, Metazoa, Ctenophora, Tentaculata, Lobata, Bolinopsidae. The transcript is spliced from 7 exons. The coding region runs from base 16 to 840 and encodes 274 amino acids. The record is from RefSeq and is a predicted model, not a curated record.